CGUUUCGUCCCCUCCUGCCGCACUACACUCAGGUUUCGCAUUCCACAACACACAUAUAUACACAGAGCCAACUUACACCAAAUCUACCGAUUGCCAUGGCACACUUCCAGGAGGUGGACUACUGCUCGGAGGAGGUGAGGGCCAUGGGCAACCCGGCCGGCGGCUUCCGCCACGGCCACGGCUCCGGCGGCGGCAUUCAGCAGCACGUGGCGAAGGAGACGUUCGUGCAGGAGGCUACCGGCGGACACCACGGGCACGGGCACCACGGGCGCGGCUCGGGACACUUCGAGGUGCGCGAGAGCAAGGUCGAGGAGGACGUCAACACCCGCACCGGCGAGUUCCACGAGCGCAAGGAGAACUUCGUGGUCAGGGCCGACGACUAAUUAACCUGUGCUAGCAAUAAGUCACACACGGACUCGGACAUGCAUGGAAGUACUCCGUACAAAUAGAUGUGUGUAUCGCUGUAUGAAACCCACGGUCACACCCAGUACCGCGCAAGUGUGUUGUACGUACUACGUGCGUAUACUUUGCGCGUGCAGCGGUUAAAUAAGGUCGUGACCUUAAUAAAAUUAAAGCUGCUUUCUUAGUACUCU
Messenger RNA from Brachypodium distachyon (stiff brome), 593 nucleotides. RefSeq lists its product as uncharacterized. Bases 96 to 383 code for a protein of 95 amino acids. The record is from RefSeq and is a predicted model, not a curated record. NCBI's taxonomy places the organism in Eukaryota, Viridiplantae, Streptophyta, Magnoliopsida, Poales, Poaceae. The transcript has a single exon.